GGGUCUGGUGCUCGAACGGGGGCCAUUUUGCGGAGGGCUGCCUCCCGGAGCCGGGGGCGGCGGGGCAGCUGGCGGAAGCGGUUUCCUUUUCCUGGUCUGCGGCCUGGGGCUUGAGAGGAACUGGAAGGCUGGGCUCCCCCGAGCCCUUCGGAGACGGCGAUGGUUCCCUUCGGCCACCGCCACCUGACGCCCCUCCAUGGCGGCUGCGCCCUCCGCGCUACUCCUGCUGCCGCCCCUUCCAGCCGUCUGUGCCUGUCGCCUCCAGAGCCGCGCUCGGCGUCGUCCUUCCGCUCCAGAGACCGGUGGUAGUCGAGUCGGGGGCGCCAUGAGAGGAGAAAAGAGCUACUACUGCCGUGGAGCUGCGGGAGACCACGGUUCCUGCCCCGCUGCCCCUUCGCCCCUGGCCUCGGCCCUGUUGAUGCCCGCGGAGGCCGUCUCAAGUGGCUGGUCUGGGUCUGGAGGCGACGACGAGGAGACCCGGCUCCUUCAACUUCUCCGCACCGCGCCGGAUCCUUCCGAGGCCUUCCAGGCUUUGCAGGCUGCUUUGCCGCGGCGAGGCGGUCGACUCGGCUUCCCCCGACGCAAGGAAGCCCUGUAUCGAGCACUGGGCCGAGUGCUUGUGGAAGGAGGCAGCGAUGAGAAGCGACUCUGCUUGCAGCUCCUCUCGGACGUUCUCCGGGGGCAGGGGGAGGCAGGCCAGCUGGAAGAGGCCUUUAGCUUAGCGCUCCUGCCUCAGCUGGUUGCCUCCUUACGGGAAGAGAAUCCAGCUCUGCGGAAGGAUGCCCUGCAGAUCUUGCACAUCUGUCUGAAACGUAGUUCUGGACAGGUACUGAGAACGCUCAUACAGCAAGGACUGGAAGGGACCGAUGCCCGGCUUCGAGCUUCCACCGCACUGCUACUCCCCAUCUUGCUUACUCCUGAGGAUUUGUUGCUGGGCCUGGAUCUCACCGAGGUGAUCAUAUCCCUGGCCCGAAAGCUUGGCGGUCAGGAGUUAGAGGAAGAAUCGGAGACAGCUUUCUCUGCGCUUCAACAAAUUGGGGAGCGGCUUGGCCAAGACAGGUUUCAGUCCUAUAUCUCUCGCCUGCCCUCUGCCCUGAGGAGGCACUACAAUCGCCGCCUGGAGUCCCAGUUUGGAAGUCAGAUUCCUUAUUAUUUGGAACUCGAAGCCUCUGGAAUUCCUGAAGAUCCCGUUCCCUGUGCGGUGACUCUUUCUAACACCAAUCUUAAAUUUGGAAUUAUUCCUCAAGAGCUACAUUCAAGAUUGUUGGAUCAGGAAGACUAUAAGAACCGGACGCAGGCCGUUGAAGAACUGAAGCAGGUGCUGGGAACAUUUAACCCUAAUUCUACCCCUCAUUCUAGUCUUGUUGGCUUCAUUAGCUUGUUAUAUAAUUUGUUAGACGAUUCUAACUUCAAAGUGGUCCAUGGCACACUUCAGGUCCUGCAUUUACUGGUUGUUCGCCUUGGAGAGCAGGUACAACAGUUCUUAGGACCAGUUAUAGCAGCUUCUGUCAAAGUGCUGGCAGACAACAAGCUGGUGAUCAAACAAGAAUACAUGAAAAUUUUCCUCAAGCUAAUGAAGGAAGUAGGUCCUCAACAGGUACUUUGUUUACUCCUGGAACAUCUCAAACAUAAGCAUUCCAGAGUGAGAGAAGAGGUAGUGAACAUUUGCAUCUGCUCCCUGCUGACCUAUCCCAGUGAGGGUUUUGACUUACCCAAGCUGUCUUUUGAUCUUGCCCCAGCUCUUGUAGAUAGCAAGCGCAGGGUACGCCAAGCAGCGCUAGAGGCUUUUGCUGUGUUGGCAUCAUCAAUGGGCUCAGGUAAAUCCAGCAUCCUUUUUAAAGCUGUGGAUACUGUUGAAAUGCAAGAUAACGGAGAUGGAGUGAUGAAUGCUGUGCAAGCCAGAUUGGCCAGGAAAACCCUACCGAGGCUUACAGAACAGGGGUUUGUGGAAUAUGCAAUACUCAUGCCAUCUUCUGCGCAGGGUAGGUCAAGCCAUUUGGCACAUGGAGCAGAUACAGACUGGCUUUUGGCUGGUAACAGAACGCAGAGUGCACACUGUCACUGUGGUGACCACAUGAGGGAUAGCAUGCAAAUCUAUGGAUCUUACAGUCCAACUGUCUGUACCCGAAGGGUAUUAAGUGCAGGAAAAGGAAAAAAUAAAUUACCAUGGGAAAAUGAGCAACCUGGAAUCAUGGGAGAAAACCAAACCUCCAGUUCCAAGGAUAUAGAGCAGUUUUCAGCAUAUGAUUUCAUCCCCUCUCCAAAAUUAAAGCCCUCUCAAGGAAUGCCAGUCAAUGAUGAUUUAUGUUUUAGCAGGAGAAGAGUGUCAAGAAACUUAUUUCAGAAUAGUCGGGAUUUUAACCCAGAUUCUCUUUCUGUAUGUGCUGCUGGUACUACUGGGACUCAUCAAACAAAUCUUUCUGGAAAAUAUGGACAGCUUGGAUUUUCAAAGAUAUGUGGUAAAACUGGCAGUGUGGAUUCUGACUUACAAUUCCUGGGCACAACUAGUAGUCAUCAAGAUAAAGUGUAUUCUAGCCUAAAUUUUGGCAGUAAGACACAGCAAACAUUUGGUAGUCAAACAGAACGUACAUCAUCAUACUCUGGUUCUAAUCCAAGUCCAGGAACCUACAUCCUUCCAUCCUAUCCUCUCUCAUCGCCUCGAACAAGCCCAAAGCACACAUCUCCAAAGAAGUCUCAAGAUAAUUCUAUUAAUUUCUCAAAUUCCUGGCCUCUUAAAAGCUUUGAAGGACUGUCAAAGCCAAGUCCACAGAAAAAGCUUGUCAGCCAAAAAUCAUCUGAUCCUACAGGGGAAAAUUCUCAAGAAAAAUCUUCUCCAGUUCAGCUUAUACCUGCCUUGGUGAGAUCACCAUCUUCCCGACGAGGCCUAAAUGGGACAAAGCCUGUCCCUCCCAUACCACGGGGACUAACCCUUUUGCCUGAUAAAACUGAUUUAAGCACAGUGGGACACCAAAAGAAAGAGCCUGAUGAUAUUUGGAAGCAUGAAAAAGACAGUCUUGUAAUUGAUCUUUCAGAAUUAAAUUUCAAGGAUAAAGAUUUGGAUCAAGAAGAGAUGCAGAGCUCUCUUAGGUUCCUUCGUAAUAGUGCAGCUAAGAAAAGAGCAAAACUGAGUGGUAGUACUUCUGAUCUUGAAAGUCCUGAUUCUGCAAUGAAGCUCGACUUGACUAUGGACUCUCCAUCUCGGUCUUCCUCUCCAAACAUCAGUUCUUACAGUGAAAGUGGAGUUUACAGCCAAGAAUCAUUGACUUCUUCUCUGUCUACAACUCCCCAGGGGAAGAGAAUAAUGUCAGACAUAUUUCCAACAUUUGGAUCAAAACCUUGUCCAGCAAGAAUUUCUUCUGGAAAGAAUAAAAACCCGAAUAUUGCUGAACAAAGCUCCAGUGCAGGGAUUACACCAUCCAGUGUAAGCGUAAUUGGCCAACGUAUGAACUAUGAGUUUGCAUGUGGUGAUUUUGAAGAUGAUAGGUCACAUGGCAUUUCAUCUAGUGCUUUAGAAGUAAAAAAUAAAGAACACCCCAGACAUUAUAAGCAUACAAAAGGAUUUACAGGGUCAUCAUCAAAUUCACAGCAAAUUUCCAGUUUUGACUUCACUUCCACAAAUAUCUUAUCAGAAGAUUCAGUAGUAGUUGUUGGAAAAGGCGUAUUUGGAAGUCUAAAUUCAGCACUGGCAACCUGCAGCCAAUCAGUGAUAUCUUCUUUGGAAAAUGGGGAUACAUUUUCAGUUAAACAAAGUACUGAACCACCAUCAGGGAUUUAUGGAAGAGCAGUUCAGCAAAGUAUUCCAUCAUAUCUUGAUGUUGAGAAUGAAAAAGAUACUAAAGUUUCUGUUUCAAAAUCUACCUAUGACAAGAUGAGACAAAAGAAAAAAGAAGAAAAAGAACUUUUUAACAUGAAAGAUUGUGAAAAGAAGGAAAAGAAUUCCUGGGAACGAGUGAAACAUAAAGGAACUGAAAAAAUGGCAUCUGAAAACUUAACUGUUUUUGGAGAUGAAGUGGGGCUAUUAAAAAAUGAGAGUUCCCCUUUAGAAAACAUUGCCUUCAGCCCUCCAGUCAAAGGGUCCAGCUUAAAACGGUCAUCAUCUUUAGUGUUUUCAGAUUCAG
Carlito syrichta (Philippine tarsier) is the source of this 4118-nucleotide messenger RNA. RefSeq names its product TOG array regulator of axonemal microtubules 1 (gene TOGARAM1). Gene Ontology annotation, cellular component: cytoplasmic microtubule; cilium. Lineage: Eukaryota; Metazoa; Chordata; Mammalia; Primates; Tarsiidae. Gene Ontology annotation, biological process: microtubule cytoskeleton organization. The record is from RefSeq and is a predicted model, not a curated record. The transcript has 12 exons. Gene Ontology annotation, molecular function: microtubule binding. The annotation marks the transcript as partial.